GUUUUCGACGCUGGCAAUAUUACUUUAAGAAAUGUCAGAUUGACAUAAUUAGUUACUUAUUAGCAAAACUUUCCCAAAAAAAUCGAUUUAACUAACUGAUGACUCGCUACAUUUAAAAUAUACACAUAGUCCAUUUUAUGAAAAGCAAGAUAUAUACGAAAAUAAAUCACCUCUUAUCAUUAAAUUCAGGGAAGUCAACAAUAACAAUUAUUAUAUUAAGUAUCAGGUAUAAAGGAAAACGUCUAUUUCACUAAAUAAAUGUAUUUGUUAAAUUAAAAAGUUAAGAAAAUAGAUAAUAGUUCCCAAUUCCCAAUAAGCAAAAAGAAAACAUCGAUUGUCAAUUUUUAAGCGUACAAUCAAUUCAGUACUACGUAACAAUUAAAAAAAUCGUUUAUAGUGCCCUUUUAAUCGAUUCUUUGAUUUGAUCUAACUUUGGCAACCCUAAUCUGUGGUGUCAAAUAAAAAUAAUUCUAACCUCUCACGGUAGACAGAAUGUUUAUUUUCUUUAUCUAAAUUUAUUGGUAGUUAUCGUUCUAAUACUUGAAAAAAAACUAAUUUAAGUAUGUAAAAAUAGAUAAGUAUCUUAUUCUGUAAUUUUUAAAUAUAACGACGCUAAUAACUGUAUAUUCUCCUAAGCUCACCAUGAUGGCAAAUGAUAUUAUUAAAAUUGGUGAUUACAUUGUAAUUAAAAAACAAAAUUAUAGAAAAUUACAUAAAUUAAAUAAACCUAAUUCCACUAUAAUGUUAGGACGUGAUAGCAUCAAUCUUAGUGGAGUUGAAAACUGUCCCUAUUAUUCUGUUUUCAAAAUGAUUUUAUCUGGAAACAAAAAGAGUAAAGAAUAUAGCUUAGAAUUGACUGAUAAAGCAAUUAACUUAAAGGAUGAAAUCGGCGUAAAAAUAUCUGGUAAUGAUAACAGAAAUAUUGUAGAUGAUGGCCGAUCACAAAAGUUGACUGCUACAGAAAUAGAAGAUUUAAGAGUUGAUGCUUAUAAAGCAUCUGACAUUGUCGAGACAUUAAUAACAAAUUCCAGUACAUUCCACAACAAAACAGAAUUUUCACAAGAUAAAUAUUUGAAAAAGAAAGAAAAGAAAUACUUUGAAUACAUUCAGAUUUUGCAGCCAAACUUAAGAAUUGUUGCAGAAAUAAUGUAUAAGUUAGAUCCAAAUAAAAUCCAGGGUAUUCGUAUUGAUACUCUAUCACAAGUAAUGUCAUUUGCUAAUGUAUAUUCUGAAGGAGUUCAUUUGCUGUAUGACUCAGGUUCUAAUGGUCUUAUGGCAGCUGCUUUAUUGAGUGCCAUUGGGACUGGCACAUCUGGUAAACUUUUACACAUGCAUCCAGGCAACAUGUCACAGAAGCAAGCAUUACUAGCAAUGAAUUUUGAAGCAGAUCAUUUAAAUAGAUGUAUUUCUGUAAAUGUUUAUUCAGCAUUGAGACAGUUUUACCAGGGAUGUGACACUAAUGAUACACCAUCUGAAAAUAAAAGUAGUACUUUAAAAAGGAAAAAUGUUGAUGAUACAGAAACUGACCAUAAAAUUAAGGUGCCAAGAUUGAAAAACGAUAUAACAGAGGAUGGUAUAUUAAGUGUAGAUUGUCAUGAUAACUCGGAGCAAACACAAUCUGAACCAAAGUUACCAAAAUGGCAUUUUGAUAACAUAGCUGCAUCUCAAUUGAUGAAGAAUAAAGUAGAUUCAUUAGUAAUCACUUGCAAGGAGGAUCCUCAUAAUAUAUUUAAGGAGCUGAUGGAAUUUGUGAAACCUGGUCGACCUUUUGUAAUUUAUUAUCCAGUUGCAGAACCCUUGCAGCAGUCUUACUUGAAACUAAGAUCAUUUAGCAAUGUAGCUGCCCUUCAAAUUACAAAUAACUGGAUGAGAAAUUAUCAGGUAUUACCAGAGAGGACACAUCCGGAAGUAAUGAUGAAUGGAUCAAGUGGAUUUUUAUUGACAGGAUAUAUACUAAAAUAAUUUUUCUUAAAUAUUUGGAAGGACAAUUAUUUUAGUAUAUAUAGUAGAAAUAUGUUGAUUUUAAUUUUUAUUUAUAUGAUAAAGAA
Achroia grisella is the source of this 2048-nucleotide messenger RNA. It is a transcript of the gene Trmt6, whose product is annotated as tRNA (adenine(58)-N(1))-methyltransferase non-catalytic subunit TRM6. Gene Ontology annotation, cellular component: nucleus; tRNA (m1A) methyltransferase complex. The transcript is spliced from 2 exons. Gene Ontology annotation, biological process: tRNA methylation. Bases 643 to 1962 code for a protein of 439 amino acids. Gene Ontology annotation, molecular function: S-adenosylmethionine-dependent methyltransferase activity. The record is from RefSeq and is a predicted model, not a curated record. NCBI's taxonomy places the organism in Eukaryota, Metazoa, Arthropoda, Insecta, Lepidoptera, Pyralidae.